AAUGCAGGUUGGUGCUUGCAUCGUGAACCCUGAAAACAAGAUAGUCGGUAUUGGAUACAAUGGAAUGCCAAAUGGAUGCAGCGAUGAUAUUUUACCAUGGGCAAGAACUGGCCCAAAUAAAUUGGAUACAAAAUACAUGUAUGUUUGUCAUGCAGAAUUAAAUGCGAUUCUGAACAAGAACUCUGCUGACGUUAAGGGAUGUACGAUGUAUGUGGCCUUGUUCCCCUGUAAUGAAUGUGCUAAACUCAUCAUCCAGUCAGGCAUAAAGAAAGUUACUUACAUGUCAGAUAAGUACCAUGACAUGCCAGAAAUGAAGGCCUCGAAGCUAAUGUUGGACAUGGCUGGUGUGGAAUGCAGCAAAUUUAUUCCAAAGAAUAAAACAAUUACUAUUGAUUUUGAAUCAAUAAACAAAAGUAGAAGUUGUUUAGAAAUCUGUCCAAGUGCCUCAACAACAUUGGCCUGAAGCUGCAUCAUGGAAAAUCUCGUUUUCUACUUCCAUUCUGUCCAGGACUUUUCUUUGUACUUACCAUUCAAACAAGUAUCCUACAAAUGGUUUACAACCUGUUUUCUAAGUAGUGGAAGUGAACUAUUUAAUAUAUUUUAAGUGCUGUGCCAGGUUUCUUUGUUAUUAGAAUUAACAGUGAGCUGCUUCAGCUUGCCCUAUAUAUGCAUUUAUUUUAUAUUCUAUGUAUAUAAAAUUAAGUCUUUAGUAAGGAACUUAAGUCAUUAGCCACUAACAAUCUUACUACUUGUGGAAGUCCAGGAUAUGGGACACUGCCAUGGCUUUCCUCAGAGUUCUGUUUUGGAGUAUCAGAUUUACCUGACCUUCUGAACACAGGCUCACAAUGUUUUAUUUCUGCUCUCUCCAUAAACAGUUGACUGGUUCGAGAGCGGAAUCCCUUUCUGAUCUGACCAUGCUGUGGUUAGCACAGUGUAUGUCGUGGUUUGCAGUCUGCUCAGGCAGGCAGUGUCUGAGAUGUCUACCCGCCACCUUCUCCCCUCCCAACCCCCCCACCAACCAAUCUCUCUAUUCCACCCCCCCUCAUGUCUCUCUCCUUUCACUUUCUCUCUCUCUCUCUCUCUUUUUCUCUCUCUCUCUCUCUCUCUCUCUCUCUCUCUCUUUCUCUCUCUCUCUCUCUCUCUCUCUCUCUCUCACACCUAGAACAUGUUUCCAUGCGACCUCCUUGCAAACCUGUGAACUCUAGGUCAUUCUGUGUUGGAGGUUACAUUCAGAAUGAUCAUGCCUGUUUGCCUGAGUUUACCCCAGCUUUCUGACAGGAUUGUGGCAGACAUUCCAGACAUGGUGACAAGCCAGCCAUCCCAAUUAAUGCCUGCAGCCAUCUUGCGUUUAAAGGUACAGUUUACAAUUGUGAUAGAAUUUUUAAAUAAUGCAAAUACAAAUCAUCACUGGACAUAUGUUUCCGUUUAUUGUUUCGCCAGCUCUUCCAGUGAAAGAGCGUGUGAUUCUGUUACCAUCAAAGUAAAAUUGUUACUGGAAAAGGUGGACCAAUACUUUAUUCCUGCAGCAAAACCUCCAGUUAAGCAGUACUGUUUGCAGGGUCUUGCUACGCACAAUUCAGUGGAGUGGUUAUGCUUCAAAUGGUUGAAAAUAGUUUAAGAAUUGCUUUGAAACAUCCUGAGGGCAAGAAAAAUAUACAACAUAAAUGCAAGUUGUUUUUAUUUUAAACUGCAAAUUUUUAUUUGGUUUGGUUGUUCAGUUUCUUUGUUAUGCAGUGUGGCAACAGGAGUUGAGAAGAGAUGCCAGGAACACAAUUUUACACUUAAAUCCUUUUGAUCAAUUUUUGCUCACCAUAUUACCACUGCAGCGACUAGUUUCAUUAUUUACACCUCAGCACCUACAGUCUUCUAGCAGGGAAUUCCAGAUUUCUCCUACCCUUAUAUAAAGUCACGCCCCCAGAGUUUGCCCCUAAAUGAACUGGCUCUAAUUUUAAGGUUACAUCCCCAUGCCCUCGGUUUUCUCACCAGUGAAAGACCUGGUGUUAUGUCCUGCUGUCUGUCAUGUCCUUUAAACAUAUUAAGCAUCAAGAUUGUAUACUCUCUUCAACCUUUUAUACCGAAAGGAAUACCAGUCUACCUUAUCCAAUCUGCCGUUGUCAUUUAACAGUUUAAGUCCCAGUGUCAUUCUAAAUCUAAUUGCAGUCCCUUCUGUCCAUUACUUGUCUGUUUCAUAAUUUUCUCUGUCUAGUUCUGAUGAUGCUUAUGCACAAAGUUAUGAACCUCUUUCAAUUAGUGUGGGCUUACAGUGAUUCUGUGCCCAUUGGGCAGAAAAGUUGGCGUUAACUAAGCAGUUCAUUCAUUAAUGACUGUCACUUAGGAACAUAUGACUUAUGAGCAGGGGUGAGCAAUUUGGACCCUGGAGCCUGCUCUGUCAUUCAAUAAUAUUGUCACUGAUCCAAUUGUAACUUCAAUACCACAGUCCUGCCUACCCCAGUAAUUUUUCACCACACCCCCUGCCUUGCUUAUUAAGCAUCCAUCUUUUUCACCACCUUUUUGAGGUGAGAAAAUAUUUCUCCUCUGGCUAGUCGACAGCCCCUUAUUUUUAAACUUCAGAUAUGUUCUGCAGAUUGUCCUUUAAGCUGUGUCCAGUUUAAUAUAUGCUUUAUUCUUAAGUCAGUAUUUUUGGUUAGGAAAUCUAAGCUUUGUUGUUUGAAACACAAAUCAAAAUUAUCUCUGUGUGCGGUUUAAGAAAUGGAAAAUUCAAAAUCCUUUCCCCAUAUCUAAAAAGUGGACUUUCACUGGUACAUGUACUGUGAGAACAGAAUAAGUGAGCCACAGUCCACCUUGUAUUCAAUUCAGGAUAAAAGGGGGUGAACGCUGGUUUGUACAUAAUGUACCUCAGUGAGUGCCUCCUGUCCAGUACAAAACAAAUGAAAUGCUAAUCUUUGCAUUUGCAGUUGUCAGUUUGCUGCUCUGAAAGGCUCCUAACCUGAUGAUUGGAAGAGCAUCAACAGUUAAGGUCAUGUUUGAGGAUUCCAGUUGUUCAAUAGUGCAGCUGUGUCCUACUUUAGAGGACUUGUGUGUAUUCCAAAUACAAAAUGAGCAAUUAUUGGAAAGGGAUCAAUUCCAAAUAACUGUUUAUUUCCGAUAAGUUUUUUAAAAAUCCUCUUAAAGCUUAAUAAAUAAACUUAAUACAUUUAAAUAGCAUGCAUCAAUCCAGAUAGACGUCAUAACCUGACACCCAUGGAAAGGCUAAAUGACAUGAUAAUCACUUUAUCUUCACCAUCGAGCCAAGCCAUUAAGAUCCUGAAGAAGGAAAUGAGCUCUCUGGGGAAAUAAACAUGUUUCACUUUUAGCAUUUGUUUACCGUUUCAUUAUAAUCUGAGUGAUGUGUGACCAGGGCCAAGUCUUUGCAACUUCAGCAAUCUGUUAACAACACUGGAUAAUCAUCUCUCUUUUUGUUUUCAACGUAAUGAGUGCAGCCGAAAUGGAAGCUCUUGCAUAUUUUGUUUAAUCUACUCCGAUUGCCUUAUGGCCUACAGGGGGCUUUCAUUAUGCACGGCAAUUGGCAUAUGAACUGUUGAUAACAGCUUUCAUAUUCCAUCUAAUCUGUGGAUUGCAAAACAGCUUUCGAUUCAUUUUUGAUUCUUGGUCUCAAGUGCAUUUCUUUUGGACCAAUGUCAGCUUAUUAAUGUGUAACUUUUUUGGUGGCAGAGAUAAAACAGAGUAAGGAUUGGGCUCUGGCAAUCAAAGUGCAUUUGCUUUUCAAUGUUUCAAUUUACGUUUAAAUGUACUUUCUUCAGAAUUCUAACAAUUACAGUACGAUUCUCAAAUGCUCAGUGAAGCCCUUUAUUCAUGAAGUAAUUAGUCUGAAUACAACUUGUCAGUAUUUCUUCACUUACUAUUUUCCUCUGAGACUGACAUUUAUCUUUUUGUGGUAUAUGGAAGCUUUUGAAGCACUAGCAAUAUCUUAUGGGCAUUCUGUAAUCAAAGGUUCUUGCAAACAUUAAUAAAUGGUACUUAUCCUUAAUGUGAAACCUUCACUUGAUUCCACUAGAGAGUAUUAGUUAUGUCAGAUUUCUGAUCGAGGUUGGAUAGAAUGUUGGUGUAGGCAACAGAUCUUUUCUCAAAGUGUAAAGAAAGAUUUGCAUUUAUAUUAUACCUCUUAUCAAGUCCCAAAGUGUUUUACACAUACUUUUUUUGAGGCAGACACUAUUGUAAAGUAAGAAAUACAACAUCUGAUCUGCACACAGCAAACUCUCUCAAAUCACAGUGGAAUGAUGUACAAAUCUUUUUUUUGAAAGAAAGUAAGUACUGGAGAAACUCAGCAGGUCUAGCAGCAUCGGUGGAGAGGGAGAAAGUUAAUGUUUCAAGUCCAGUAGGACUCCUGUCCAGGACUGACCGGGGCUGAAAAGUGAUAGUUUUUUUACACUGUUGAUAGAAGGGGAUGAGGUCUAAAAGCAGUGCUAAUGGUGGUAAAGGAGAGAUUAAGAUGUAAGAGUAAGACUGAGGAGUCAUUGGACUAUAUAAGAACAUAAGAAAUAGGAGCAGGAGUUGGCCAUCUGGCCUGUCAGGUCUGCUCUGCCAUUCAAUAGAUCGUGGUUGAUCUUUUUGUGAACUUGGAUUCACUUACCUGCCCUCUGACCGUAACCCUUAAUUCCUUUACUGUUCAAAAAUCUUAUCUAACUUUGCCAUAAAAACAUUGUGAGAUAGUCUCAACUACUUCCCUGGGCAGGGAAUUCCACAGAUUCACAAUCCUUUGAGUGAAGAAGUUCCUCCUCAAUUCGGCUAAAUCUGCUCCCCCCAAAUUUGAGGCUAUGCCCCCUAGUUCUAGUAGAAAUGUUAAUUUCCCACUCCACCGAUUCUGUCAGAUCUGUUAAGUUUCUCCACUGUUAUCUGUUUUUAUUUCAGAUUUCCAGUAUCUACAGUACUUUGCUUUCAUUUGGCCAAAUCUGUUUGAUAUCUCAUCUGAAAGACUGUCUCGCUGAUAAUGCAGCUAUUCCUCAGUGGUAAUGUAAAUUUUGUGCUUGCAUCCCUGGACUGAGCCUUGAGCCCAUUGCAGUUUGACCAUGAAGUCAGUGUGUUUCACUUCCAUAGGAGUUAUGUCAUUAGAGCCAUGGAAUCUGGCCUUGAGACAUUAGCUGAAGUGGCCAAAUGUUUGCUGAAGUUGUACACCAGAAACACACACAAUCUGGGUCAUCUAUCUCAAUACAAUGGACCUGCCUCUACAAAAAUUAGUGCAUGUACCAUCGGUAGGACAUGGUUAUACUUGAAAAGCUAUCACAAUGAUGAAGAAUUUUUGAGUUUGGAAAAUCACUACGCAAACAGAAGUUCUAGCUUUCCGAAGUAUUUCUGUCUGUGAGUUAGUUCUAGAAACUCACCCUUGAAUGUGUCCUUGGGUUUAAUUAUGGAAAUUAUAUCACUUGGAAAUGUUUUUGUAUAAAAACUAAUAUUCCAUUAGAAUACUGUUUGUAAGUAUGACUGACGGAUUGUUUUGCAUUUUGUGUUACAGCAAUAAUGAAAUAAUUUUAAUGACUUUAAUUCCUAAAAAGCAAUUCUGAAUAAAGGAAAAUCAAUCACUAAAUCUGGGACAUUAUGAAAUAUUU
Rhincodon typus (whale shark) is the source of this 5564-nucleotide messenger RNA. RefSeq names its product dCMP deaminase (gene dctd). Gene Ontology annotation, molecular function: dCMP deaminase activity; zinc ion binding. The record is from RefSeq and is a predicted model, not a curated record. Gene Ontology annotation, cellular component: cytoplasm. The transcript has 4 exons. Gene Ontology annotation, biological process: dUMP biosynthetic process; dTMP biosynthetic process. The coding region runs from base 2 to 463 and encodes 153 amino acids. NCBI's taxonomy places the organism in Eukaryota, Metazoa, Chordata, Chondrichthyes, Orectolobiformes, Rhincodontidae.